AUGUGGACUAGGUUCCUGCUGCAUACUAGCCAAAAGCAGUACUGGGCCCCACGUGAAUCGCGAACCCUAGUGUCACCUCGGGCACCUACGCGCACCUCCCCUUCCUCCCUCCAUCCAUCGUGGCUGAAGAAGCCUUCAAUUGCGUGGGACUUGAGCACGCAUUCGACGCCGAAGAUCAUGUUGACGUCGCAUGCUUCGACGAUCCCGGCUCCCUCUUCUUCGACUGUGACCGGCAGCCGUGCGCUAAUCGAACCCCACGCUCCAUCACUGUUGAAGACGGACGCUUUGUGCCCAUCCAAUGAGUCCACCACCCCCUUGGACCAGAUCUCAAAUACGCGUCCCGAUCUGUCUCCCGCCACGUCACUCCCGUCGCAUCGUGUCCCGCCUCCCCGGGCACCCACAUCCCCCAACCUGUCACCAGUACAGGUCAAGCGCGAGGAGACCGACCCCGAUCUCCCUAGAAGAACUGAGGCAGUCGCACAGCCUUCAGCGGCCCCUCAAGCGAUCCCCCAGCCCUCCUUGGGGCCGUGGUUGGAAAGGCCUCCCAAGACCGAGCCCAGCGACACUCCACCGCAUUCUUGGGCUGGCUCAUCGUCAGCGGUCACCACCUCGCCUUCAGUCCCUAUCUUACGUAACCCCGCCCCUGGGCUUCCUCCAUUGCCUCCACCACCGUCGCCGCCGCGAGGCCGCACAAGCACUCGUUCCUCGCGAAGUUCGCCCGGCGGACAGUCACAACAGUCGCCUUCGCCCGGCGGACAGUCACAACAGUCACCUUCGUCCGCGGACAGUCCUCCGUCCCCCUCGUCGCUGGUAAUGUCGUCGCCAGCACCCCCUUCCGAUAAGGAGAUGUUGAAGCUUCACCUUCCUCUCCGAUAUGAUGGCAAAACGGUCGUCGAGUGCAACCGCUUCAUCUCCCAGUUGCUCAUUUACUGGGCAAUCAAUACGACCCUCUCCACUGUCAAGUUGAAGGUCCAAGUUGCCCUCAGCCUCCUCGAUGGUGACGCGCGAGCCUGGGCCACUCCCAUCUUUGCCCAGCUCGCCGCUGUCCAGAUUGGGACUCAGGGAUCCAUGACUCCGUUCACCGACGAAGCAGCCUUUCUCACGGCAUUCAAGGCUCGCUUUGGAAAUCUCGACAACACCGCCGCUGCACAGGUAGAGCUCACCAAGCUCUGCGCUGACAAAACUGUGCGCGAGAAGCGCACCGCCGCAGAAUUCUCUGCACUGUUCAAGGGUCCGGCGGACCGUUCCGGGUAUGGGGACCUGGAACUACGCGACAAGUACCUGAGCGGUAUCCCCUCCCGCGUCUAUCGCAAGAUUGAGCUCGAGACCUUUGCCACGUGGCAAGCCGCUGACAAGUGCGCCACCGAGGUCGAGCAAAUCCUCGAUGUCAGCCAGGCCCGUCGGCCCGAGCUAAACAAUUUCUUCUCGACUCGAGGCCGAGGACGUGGAGGGGCACGUGGUGGUGCACCUUGA
Postia placenta MAD-698-R-SB12 is the source of this 1473-nucleotide messenger RNA. RefSeq lists its product as hypothetical. The transcript is spliced from 2 exons. The record is from RefSeq and is a predicted model, not a curated record. The coding region runs from base 1 to 1473 and encodes 490 amino acids. NCBI's taxonomy places the organism in Eukaryota, Fungi, Basidiomycota, Agaricomycetes, Polyporales, Adustoporiaceae.